GCGACAGCUGCACGGUGGCACGACAAGAUGAAAACAACCGCGGUAGUUGUACGAUAGCUGCGCCGGGCAAGCAGCCCGCCAGCUCCUCAUCUUCGGCAAACGUUACAGAACCGGUGCUCAACGAACAGAAGUUCGAGCACCUGAUGCACCUGCUGCAGCGUUGCUUGGUUCGGGACACCGGAGCGCGCAUUACGGCUUCCGAGCUGGAGUGGGACCUUCGCGUAUUAGAGGCGAUCUCGUGCGCAACUGCGACCAGCUUGUACAGGCACUUUCGGUUUCAGAGGGCCGCCAUCCGUCCGAUUCCCG
This is a messenger RNA of Amoebophrya sp. A120, 306 nucleotides long. NCBI's taxonomy places the organism in Eukaryota, Dinophyceae, Syndiniales, Amoebophryaceae. The record is from the annotation of a GenBank genome assembly.